AUAUUCUAUGUACUUCAUUAUGAAAUAUCAUAUAUUAUAUCAAUUCAAUCACCUUUACGAAUAUCCACCCAUCAAAUAUUAAAAGAGGAAAAUUAUGCUCAUAAAGUUAUCCAUUAGUUUGAACUACUAAGAAUUAUACGUUGGGCCUUCCCAAAAAAAUGUUGAGAUCAACUUUCACUCCCAUAUUAACGGCUUUUCCCUCUAAGGCCAAAACCCCCCGCAACUACUCGAAUACAAUUAUCGCUGCAAUAACAAACCCCACACAACCUGUUCGACAAAAUGCCUCAAUGGAGAAUAUGUUGCUACAACAGCAUACUCCAACCUCAGCUUACCUUCACCUUCCGUUUUGUCGAAAGCGCUGUCACUACUGCGACUUCCCCAUCGUCGCAUUGGGGUCAUCUUCACCUUAUGGUGAUGACGACCCUCGAAUUAUUAACUACAUUGAUUUCCUAUGCAGAGAAAUUAAAGCUACUUCAAUACCUUCCGACAACAAGUCACCUCUUGAAACUGUAUUUUUUGGUGGAGGGACACCUUCACUUGUGCCACCAAGAUUAGUAUCUCUAGUCAUGGAGACGUUGGACGCUAAAUUUGGGGUGUGUUCUGAUGCUGAAAUUUCAAUAGAAAUGGAUCCUGGUACGUUUGAUGCUAAGAAAUUGAAAGAUUUGAUGAAGUUGGGUGUUAAUAGAGUGUCUUUAGGAGUUCAGGCAUUCCAGGAGGAGUUGCUUAGGAGUUGUGGGAGAGCGCAUGGUCUACAGGAAAUUCAUGAGGCCAUUGACAUAGUUGGAUGGUGUGGUGUUGAGAAUUGGAGUGUGGACCUUAUAUCUUCGCUUCCUCAUCAGAAACCGCAUAUGUGGGAACAAAGCUUGAGCCUCACUAUUCAAGCAAAGCCGACACAUGUGUCAGUUUACGAUUUACAAGUCGAGCAAGAUACAAAGUUUGCAUCUUUGUAUACGGCUGGGGAAUUUCCUCUGCCUUCUGAAAAUCAAGCUGCUGAUUUUUACAGAAUGGCCUCUGAAAUGCUAAGAGAUGCUGGUUAUGAGCACUAUGAGAUAAGUAGCUACUGCAAAAGUGGUUAUCAAUGCAAGCACAAUUACACAUACUGGGUAAACAAACCUUUUUAUGCUUUCGGACUUGGGUCAGCCAGCUAUCUUAACGGACUAAGAUUUUCAAGGCCGAGGAAGCUGAAAGAUUACAUGGGUUAUGUGCAAAAUUUGGAGAAUGGACUAGUGAAUUGUUGCCCGGACAGUAAAGUAGAUGCCCAAGACGUAGCAAUGGAUGUCGUUAUGCUGUCUUUGAGAACUGCUAAAGGGUUGGAUUUGAAGUCAUUUGGCAAAGCUUUUGGCAGCUCGACUAUUCUCUCCCUCUGUGAGGUCUAUAAGCCUCAUAUUGCGAGUGGGCAUAUUAUCUGCUUGGAUGAGCAAAGGAGGGAUAUCUCCCCAGAAGAAUUCAGCUCUUUGUUAUCUGAAGGGAACAAGAUCAAUGAGGUGUUGGCAUAUAUCAGGCUUAGUGACCCUGAUGGUUUCUUAUUAUCUAAUGAGUUAAUAUCCCUCGCGUUCAAUGUGUUAGCUCCAUAAGUUUCAACCUGGAUGGCUCUGUUAGCAAUGCAGGUUGUUAAAGACAAGAAGCUCCCAAUACUUGGAUCAUCAGUUGGUUUGUAUUUCGACAUGAUAGAGCAAAGGCGAGUGUGUAUAUACUGCUGAACAAAACAUUGGAGAGAGUGGAAGGUUUCUGUUGCAAAGCAUAUUUAACACAGCAGUAAAUGUAACAUGGUUAUCUGACCCUAACUAUAUAAUCAAAAUCCUGUAUUUACGAGUCAAGAUUUUUUCAUAAAUAUCGAGUUGGUAUCCAAAAUGGAA
This is a messenger RNA of Solanum lycopersicum (tomato), 1856 nucleotides long. RefSeq lists its product as uncharacterized. Lineage: Eukaryota; Viridiplantae; Streptophyta; Magnoliopsida; Solanales; Solanaceae. Gene Ontology annotation, molecular function: coproporphyrinogen oxidase activity; 4 iron, 4 sulfur cluster binding. Gene Ontology annotation, cellular component: cytoplasm. The record is from RefSeq and is a predicted model, not a curated record. Gene Ontology annotation, biological process: porphyrin-containing compound biosynthetic process.